This is a messenger RNA of Westerdykella ornata, 2839 nucleotides long. Its product is annotated as kinase-like protein. The record is from RefSeq and is a predicted model, not a curated record. Gene Ontology annotation, molecular function: MAP kinase kinase activity; ATP binding. Gene Ontology annotation, biological process: protein phosphorylation; cellular hyperosmotic response; MAPK cascade. Lineage: Eukaryota; Fungi; Ascomycota; Dothideomycetes; Pleosporales; Sporormiaceae. The coding region runs from base 376 to 2379 and encodes 667 amino acids. The transcript has 2 exons.
CACCGACAAUCCUUCUCGUUAUAGAUUGCCAACUCCUGCAUUGCGCGUCCAUGCUGUUGUGGCUGUCCUGCUGAGCUCCAGUUAUGUUGCCGUUGUCGUGAUUUCGCGCUGCUGCACUCCAACGUCACUCGCUCCCCCCGCCAUACUUGGUGUAGAUCAAUCGGCGCGCACCGCCACCAUCUCUUCAACACCACCACCGCCGUCUGCUAUCCUGUGCGCCCACCAUCUCUACCCACCUGGCCAGCUGUUGCUGCUGCCAUAUACACUCUCUCCCCAUCCUGUCCUUCGACAUUCCUUUCCGCGCGCCCUCCGGCCUCCUCCCCCGGCUCUCCGCCAGCUGCUCAUCUCAAUCGUUACCUCACCCCCUCUGCAGCCAUGAGCUCUACUCCCGGAAACGAGCAGGGUGCCGAUUCCUUUGACUAUCCUUCGCCCGCCGAUUCUCUAGAUAGCUUCGAUGCCUCCCCCGCUCCCUCGCCCUCAUCCGAGCCUCCACGGCCCACCAUCCGCACACAGUCAACAUCAGGUGCCACCGCCGCAGGUAUGACGGCUUCCUCUACACCCUUGGGAAACAUCAAUGCCGCUCGAAAUCCUCGUGCCAACGUCCCUACCAUAUCCAGUCGAGGUAGCGGCCUCAACGUAUCACAAGAUAUCUUAGCCAGAAUCCAGGCUGUACAUUUGGGUCGACAGGGCGCUCCCCCAGCCGCAACGACAGGACGGUCACCUUCUGCAAGUGGGCCUGCGAAUCCUACUCCCGGACAAGCGGGAAUGGCGUCCCCUCCGCUCCCGGGCGGCAUUCCAGCAAAUUUUCGGAUGCCCGUUGGCGUGAAACCGAGCCUGCACAACUUUCAGUCUGCACCAGCAAUACCCAACCUCGCGUCUGGAGGGGCGAAUAAGCCUUCGCUAGCAGAGAAAAGAGGUCUCAAACUGCCAGGUGGGCUUCCCGGCGCCGGCCCAGCGGGUGGCUCCCCAGCGCCUAAGAGGAAAGGUCCAGGCUUGAAGCUGUCCCAGAUCAAUGGUGACAGGAACCCGCAAGAGGAGGGGGUACGGAGACAAGAGAGUAUGAUGGACCGAUACGCCGACUUCCUGGAUAAGGAAACUGGGAGUUUAACAUUCAAGGGCAAGGCGGUGCUGAACUCGGAAGGCGUACAAUUCGCCAGCGGCACUACUUUCAACAUCUCCCUGGACGAGGUGGACACUCUCGACGAGCUCGGAAAGGGCAACUACGGUACUGUCUACAAGGUUCGGCAUAGCAGACCGCGGAUGAGACGGCCGGGCCAGGGUCUAGCUGGCAAUAAAGCUCCGCCAGGCUCAGGUAGCGACAGCAGCGACUCCUCGCCAGCUACCGCGAAGCCAUCGGGCGGGACCGGUGUCAUCAUGGCCAUGAAGGAGAUGCGCCUGGAACUGGAAGACGCCAAGUUUGCUUCCAUCAUCAUGGAGUUGGACGUCCUCCACCGUUGCAUAUCCCCCAAUAUUGUGGAUUUCUACGGCGCCUUCUUCCAAGAGGGGGCUGUAUACAUAUGCAUGGAGUACAUGGAUGGAGGCUCCAUAGACAAGCUGUACGGUGACGGUGUCCCGGAGAACGUUCUGCGCAAGAUUGCCUUCUCCACAGUCAAGGGACUGAAGACGUUAAAGGACGAGCACAACAUUAUACACCGAGAUGUGAAGCCAACCAAUAUCCUCAUCAACACGAGAGGCGAGAUCAAGAUUUGCGACUUCGGUGUUAGUGGAAACCUGGUUGCAAGCAUCGCCAAGACGAACAUUGGAUGCCAAAGCUACAUGGCCCCAGAGAGAAUCUCUUCGGGCGGAAUUGCCCAAGCCGGUGCGAAUCCCGGAGGCGGUACCUACAGUGUGCAAAGUGAUAUCUGGAGCUUAGGCUUGACCAUGAUCGAAUGCGCUUUGGGGCGGUACCCGUACCCCCCUGAAACCUACGACAACAUUUUCAGCCAGCUUAGCGCAAUCGUAGAUGGAGAACCGCCAGAUCUACCCGAAGAAGGCUUUUCAGAAGCAGCGCGCAACUUUGUGAGGGGUUGCCUGAACAAGAUACCCAAACUUCGACCGACCUACGCGAUGCUGUUGCAGCAUGCAUGGUUUGCACCCCUCGUCAAGCCUGAGACCAUCAGCGAGGAGGAUGAGGAAGCCGAAGCCGAGGCGGAAGCCAACUCCGCAGGGCAGUUAGAUUCACCCGCCUCCCCAGGCACGGAAAAGGUGGUCGACAAAGAGGUUGCCGAUUGGGUGAAGGAGUGUCUUGCGAAACGCAAGAACGGCACACUGGGCAAAGGGGCGAAGAAACCAGCGCUCCACGCAGCUCCUUUGGAUGUGGUACCGAGUCCUGGACAGAAGAAUGGGACACCAGCUAUGGAAUUUGCCGUCCCAGCGUAGGUGGAAAAGCGGGAGUUCAGCACACCCCAUCGGCAGCAUCCUCGAUACAACUGCAGUAAAUUGGACAUGCGCCCCCUGCGAUUCGGUACUGUUGCGACGAUUGACUGGCCGGUCCAGUCAUUGACCUAUUUUGUUGAUUACGGUGAAUGGGGAAGCAGAUGCUGAUCGUAUUCACGGCCGCUGCUUUUCUCUGCAAGAUGUGGGCACCUCCUGGUUGGGAUCAUAAGUACAUGCAUGGCUGGUUUCACAUUUUGAGCGAUUAAGAGGCUUGUGAUUGAUUUUUGGGCAUUGGUUUCGCAUACUGUUCUGCACCCUCGCUGUCAGACUACCCACUCAAAGGCUUGCUGGUAUACAUGUAGAAGUGAAUGUAGUUUUACAUACAGAGUUCGAUUGACCAAAUUGUGGUAAAUCGCCGUCAUAGCGAAUACUCACGACCAAUCUAUAUCGGUUUUGAACACAG